AUGACAGACGCCAAUAUAGAAGCUAUUAAUAAGAAACUUCAUCAAGAAGAGGAGUGGUUGAAAAACUUUUCUUCAAAUAUAAGUAAAAGUCAGCAAAUUAAAAGUGGCAUAGAGAGUAUCAUUGAUAAUUUUCAAAGAAAGCUCAAAAGCUUAGAAGAAAAUGUCCUUCCCAUGCAUGAAGAGAAUGGAAGACUACAAGUGAAACAACACAAUAUUCAAAGACUUGUCAACACUAUCGAUGCAACAGUUCAAUUUUAUGGACGUACUCAAGAGUUGGAACUGACCAUUAGGGAUGGCAAUCCUAUGCAUAACUUGUCCAAUUACUUGGAACAUAUGGAUAGUUUAGGGCAAGCUAUUCAGUUCUUUGAGUCCAACCCUAACUAUCAGGAUAAAACAGAAAAUAUGAAAAUAACUGUUGACUCUGGAUAUACUAUACUCGAAAAUCAGUACAAGCUGUUACUGCAACGGAAUACUGUUCCUGGAGAUCCUGGAAUCAUAAUUAUAUGCUUGGAUGAUCAAUAUGAACUUAUGAGUAGCAAGGUGAAAGAGAUUGUUACUAUAAAGGAAUUAGAAGAAAUUUGCACUCUUGGAUCUUGGCUUUUGGAAAGAGGUAGAACUACAUUCCUGGGAUACUAUGCUGAUAUAAGGAGUGAAAACAUGAUGAGAUCAAUAACUUCUGUUGUUCAACAUCAUACUGCACUGACUUCUAGGCUUCAGUCGAGAUCUAUGGCGUUGAAACAUGCUUUAAAAAAGAGCAACAGAAGCGAGAAAAUUGAUAGAAAAGAAGAGCUUUGCGGGGCUGCGGAAGAAGGAGCACUGCUACUUCUGGGUUGCCUGCUAGCUCUGUUAGAGAUUGAAGAAGGGAUAAUGCAGAAAGCUAUACCGGAUACGUCAAAACAAGCACAGGUGUUCCUCAAUGUUGUGAGAAAACCUUUAGCCUUUGUUAUUCGGCAUGUUUAUCGUGUAGUACAAGAGAGUGAUAGUGGAGUAAUCCCAUUACUUCCUUUGCUCCGAUUCCUGGCUACUCAUCAAAUGCGUUUGGGAAAUUUAGCAAGAAACAGUUCUGACGAUAUUCCAUUUGAUCAAUUGAUAAGAACCAUAAGAACCAAUGCUGCUAGUUACAUCAACGAGUUUGUUGAAGGUUUACGUAACGAUGUAAAUAAGUUUGUCCCCUUGGAUGGUAACGUACAUCCUAUAACUGCCAAUACACUGAAUUUCUUGGUAACCCUGACUCUUCAUCGACAUACUGUGACUCAACAGCUUUUAUCCCUGACUGCUCCACCUGGAGAUAACCCAGCUCUUUUACUUCCAAAGCUCUUUGCUCGUAUCCUAUCAGCUUUAGGAACUUCUCUUAAACGUAAAGCUGAGAACUAUGACGACACUACCCUGUCUAAACUAUUUCUACUCAAUAAUUAUCAUUAUAUAGCCAGAACUCUUGCUGACGAAGAGGCGGCUCUCUUGCCUGUGAUUAAUGAACAGAACACCCAAAUAUUAUCUUUUUAUCAAGCUGAAAUUGAUAAAUGUGUAGAGCAAUACAUGACAAGCUGGAACCCAACCUUAUCAUACGUGUUCGGUCUCGAAAAAGUUGGAGAUGAUAAGAAUACCCUUCGUAAUAUGUUAUAUAAUUUUGUGAGAGAAUUCGAUCUCGUCUGUAAUAUACAAAGAACUUACUGUAUAACUGACGCCAAGUUGGCAUCCGAAGUCCGUGAGAGAGUCAAAAGACUACUUGUACCCAAGUUUAACGACCUCAUGGAGAGAACUAGAAGUUUUGAGAAACAAAUGAAAUAUUCCGAAGAAUCCUUCAAGAUAACGAUCGAUCGUUUGUUUGAUGUAACUGCUUAA
This is a messenger RNA of Auanema sp. JU1783, 1842 nucleotides long. NCBI's taxonomy places the organism in Eukaryota, Metazoa, Nematoda, Chromadorea, Rhabditida, Rhabditidae. The record is from the annotation of a GenBank genome assembly.